Molecule: messenger RNA, 4404 nt
Organism: Blumeria graminis f. sp. triticale
Lineage: Eukaryota; Fungi; Ascomycota; Leotiomycetes; Helotiales; Erysiphaceae
Source: the annotation of a GenBank genome assembly
AUGUCUAAAUACUCAUUGCAACAAAUAAUCCGGAGCUCUAACUUUCAUUCACUUAAGGAAAUCUCAUGUACAAAUGGCCAAUUCUGGGAUCAAUUUAAUGCAAAAUUUCAGGCUUGUGCGCUGAUUUAUAUAUCAUCUAUACCCAUCGUUGCUGCUAUCAUUAUUUUGGCCUUCAAAACCUGGCUCUACUUGGCCCAACGAUACCACGCGACUCCUACAUGGUUAAGAUGGCGAUUUGUGAAAGAGUUAGAGGAAACAGCCGGUCAAUCAAAUACAAACUCAAAUCGCCAGACCAUUAUUCUAACCGUAUUAUCGGUAGCCGGAUUCUGCUCUCAACUAGUAACCAUCUUUUAUCUAAAGUUUGGGAUAAUGUUGAUGGUCUCUCCAGUUGCUGCAUGGGCAAUAAUUGUUCUAUCCUGUGCUUCCCGAAAAAAUACAGCAGCGCCGCUUGAUUUGCUUUUUAUAUUAAUAAUUAUGACUGUAACGCAGUCUAUUCUCCUAAUCGAUGGAGAAUUGUACAAAAGUGGCGUUUUUGUGUGUCUACCAGCACUGUUUGCUGCCGGCGCAGUAGUAAAUAUUCUUGUUAUGCCUAUGCGAGAGCCUAGCUUGUCAAGUCAAGGAAUCAGCCCACCAUUUUCCAAACCUACCGCCGAACUCCGUAGCCCGGAGGAUAAUAUCACGGUUUGGCAAUUUAUGUCUGUAUCCUGGAUUUCGCCGCUAUUGUACCUUGGAAGUAAGAGGCAGUUAAACGAUGAGGAUGUCUGGUCCCUGGGAUACGAAUUCAAGCACCGCAUAAUUUUCGAAAAAUUCAGGGACAUGAAGGGAUCCAUUCUACAGAGAUUAUUAGCAGCAAACUGGCCAGAUUUAUGUAUUAUCACCGGACUUGGACUGAUAGAGCUAUGCGCUAAUUUACUUUCGCCAUUGCUUUUACAAAAAAUACUGCAGAAUUUCGAGAAACCUCUAACAUCUACGCGAGCAACCAUUGUAUAUGCAUCUCUAAUGCUGAUUGUUCGCUUAAUUUCAAGCCAAUCUAGUGUUUUUAACUUGUGGUUCGGUAGACGGGCUUAUGAGAGAUCAAGGGGAGAACUCAUUACAGUACUCUAUGAGAAAACUUUGAAUAGAAAAGUAACGUAUAGAUCUAGUGCUGGGGUUAAUCGGGCCUCUGUAUCAGAAGGCACCUCCUCAAGUCCCAGAAAAUUGUCCUUUAUCGGAAAAAUCAAAAAAGCUUUAAUGAAGCCAGUUCGACUGCUCCAAGCCCCUAGUCUCGCAUCAAAAUAUUCAGCUGAAAAGGUAGCCUCGGCAGGAAAAGUUAUCAGCUUAAUGCGUUUCGACGCAUACGAAGUCGCUCAACGCUUCUGGGAAUUUUCUUCGAUAACCACUCAACCAUUUAGCUUGAUAUUCUCUACAUUCCUCAUUUGGCGUUUGCUUGGCUCGAGCUGUCUUGUUGGUAUUUUAACAAUUUUAAUUGCACAGGCUAUCAACUCUAGAAUUGCUCGCACGCUUAUUUACUGGGAGCGGGAACGGAAAUCAUCUAUCGAUACAAAACUAACUCUAAUUAAUCAGUUUGUAGAUGCUAUCAAGUAUCUACGCUAUUGCGGUUGGCAGGAUGUGUGGCUAGACCGAAUAAUGGAGUCAAGGCAGCACGAGUUAAGACUCCGGGUGAUAACUAGUCUCUGGAAACUUUCGAUAAGUUUUACAAAUUCUUUUGCGAGUGGUUUAUUUCCAGUCGUGGCAUUUUCGGCUUACACAAUUCUUACAAAAAAUCCUUUGAGAAUUGAUAUUGCAUUCCCUGCAAUACAGCUCUUUUCAAUGCUGGAGAAUAACCUGAGAGAUCUACCAACUCUAAUAACUCAGUCACUACUAAAUGCAAGGAUCUCUCUAAGGCGGUUGGAUGAUUUUUUUAGUGAACCAGAUGUGGCAAAACCAGAAACUACACACAAUUCCGAAAUACAAUUAAGAAAUGCAUCCUUUUCCUGGCCUGGUGAAAAUCAGCCUGUACUGCAUGAAAUAAGCGCUUCGUUCAAGCCAGGCUUAACUGUCAUCUACGGGGAAGUCGGUGCUGGUAAAUCAAUGAUGUUACAAGCUUUACUUGGAGAACUUGAUCUUAUAAGUGGGGAAUAUUAUCCUACCAGUGAGAUUAUUGGAUAUUGUGGCCAGACACCCUGGUUGCAAAGUAUGAGUAUUCGCGAAAAUAUACUAUUUUCUUCUGCAUACGAAAAUGAUCGAUAUAACGAGGUCAUAGAAGCUUGUGAUUUAGCACCCGAUUUCUCAACCUUCCAGCAUGGAGACUUAUCAAUGGUAGGCGAGAAUGGAACUGGCCUUUCAGGAGGGCAAAAAGCACGUGUCUCUUUGGCUAGAGCUAUCUAUUCGAGAGCGAACGUACUCAUAUUAGAUGAUCCAAUCUCUGCACUCGAUCCACAGACUUCCAAUACAGUGGUAGAAAAAUGUUUAGGAGGCCAAAUUUUAGAAGGCCGCACUGUUAUUCUAGUGACUCAUCGCCCUGAACUCUGCUCAGGAAUUGCAAAACAAAUUAUCUAUAUGUCUAAAGGACGAGCUUUUGUACUUGAUCCCGACAAGAUCCCUUGUGCUCAGCAAGAUCCCAGCCAGACUUCAAGGACAGUGUGCCACGAUGAAGUUAACCACUCAGAUGACUCUAUUGUACCAAAUAAUGCGCCACAUAGUUUCAUGGACGAUGAAUUCAGGGCUCAUGGUGGAGUACCAACCAAGGUAUACUGGCAGUAUAUUCGGGCAGGAAAGCUCAAAUGGUGGAUUAUCCAUAUCGGGAUUGUGGCGCUUUUUCGGUUAAUUGGCAUCGGUAAAACCUGGUUUCUCAAAGAAUGGGGCGAAGCUUACGAGAACCCAAUUGAAAUAACCUCAGGGAGUCUGUUUCGAAGAUUUCCCUCUCCAUCUACUGAUAUUCGACCAUGGCUCGUAAGCUUCUUUCUUCUGGCCGUUGCGCAAUCAACAGCCUAUUUGGUAUCCCAGGGAUUUAUACUUGUCAUCAUAUAUAACGCCGGCAAAACUUUGUUUGAGAUGGUUAUGGGCAAGGUGGCUCAUGCAACCUUCCGCUUUUACGAUGUAACCCCUGUUGGUCGUCUAAUGAAUAGACUAACAUCUGAUAUUAAUACUGUCGAUGGAAACAUUAGUAAUCAGUUCCAUGAUUUUGUUUUUCUCUCAAUCACCUGGCUUUCAUCCUUAAUGGUAAUUGCAUCUGUUACUCCUAUAUUUCUUUUCUUUGCCAUCGGCUUAUCUAUAGCUUUUAUUGUCACAUUUCUUCAAUUUCUCCCUACAUCUCAGAGUCUCAGACGCCUCGAAAUGGUCUCGCUUACCCCCCUUAUUUCAAACUUUGGCGCAGUCACAGAAGGCCUGACCACAAUACGAGCAUACGGCUCUUCUUCUCGAUUUCAGGAUAGAGUGAUCGCUGUAACGGAUACUUUCCAAAAAAUGGAUCACUUCUAUUGGAGUUUGCAGGCUUGGUUAAUGUACCGACUUGAUAUUUUAUCGGAUCUUUCUACUUUUAUCCUAAUUAUUCUCGCCUUGUAUACUGGCCUUUCAGCCGGCCUGACCGCUUUCGUGCUCACAGCUUCAUCUAAAUUCGUGACAGCAACUCACUCACUCUGCCGUAAAUAUGGCCAGAUACAAAUCGAUUUUGUAUCGGUCGAGCGAGUAAUUGAACUUCUUAGUAUAUCUCAAGAGCCAUGUGGCAAGGUUACGCCUCCUGCUUACUGGCCGCGCUACGGCGCUGAGAUUAUAUUUGACAACGUCAGCAUUCAGUACGCACCACACUGCGAGCCAGCACUGUCCGAAGUUUCGCUCCGGAUUAAAGGUGGCUCCGUUACCGCAAUCACUGGACGCACUGGGUCUGGAAAGAGCACGCUCGCCCUAUCACUUCUUGCUAGCGUCCGAGCCACCAAUGGACGUAUUUUCAUCGAUGGGAUUGACAUUACAAGCGUUGAUCCACAAUGUCUACGUUCCCGCCUCACAUUUAUUUCUCAGGAGCCAGUACUCUUUGCUGGUACUAUACAGGAGAAUCUCGACCCGCUAGACCAAUACCCAGUUACCGAAUGUUUAGCAGUGUUGGCCGCCAUAGCCGAUAGUCGAGGGGCGUGGAGCCUCCAAACUCGCGUUGAGGCCAGCGGACGAAAUCUCAGCCAAGGCCAGCGCCAACUUGUUGGACUGGCGCGGGCUCUACUACGGCGUAGCUCUAUUAUUAUACUCGAUGAAGCUACAGCUAGUGUAGACAGCGAGACAGCAGCACGAGUACUGGCUCUACUACGCGAGUGGCUCAGUGAGAGUACGAUUAUAACAAUAGCUCACCGUGUGGAAGCUGUGAAAAACGCUGAUGCUAUCGUUGUCUUAGAGAAAGGUAGAGUACUUGAGGUAGCAAAAGAGGUAAUUACAUAG